Punica granatum (pomegranate) is the source of this 1011-nucleotide messenger RNA. Lineage: Eukaryota; Viridiplantae; Streptophyta; Magnoliopsida; Myrtales; Lythraceae. The record is from RefSeq and is a predicted model, not a curated record.
CUCCCCCACCCUCUUUCAGUUAUUCUCUCCUCUUCCUACCCCAAGUCCUCUCUCUCUCUCUCUAUCCAUAUUUGUUUUAUAAAGAAAGUCUAAAAGCUUCAUCUCAUCAGAAGAGCAGCCAGCAAUUCCUCACCUCACCUAAAAGGAAAGAUCCAGAGAGAGAGUGAAGAUUCAGAAGUGCAGCAAUGGCGGGGUUGCAGAGAUCUGCAGUGUCUUUCAGGAGGCAGGGCUCCUCAGGCCUUGUGUGGGAGGACAGGUUCCUCUCGGGGGAGCUCAACCAAGUGAACAACGAUGCCGGCGAUGAGGCCAACAAGCCGAAAGAUCCCGACGGCAGGCAAGAACCAUCCUGCGAUCCCGAGAAGCUGUCGAGGACCGCCCGCAGUCCUCCUCCCCCUAUCGAGAUGGCCGCUAUGGAGAGGAACCGGUCCACCGGGGGAGGACGGUACAGGAUAGGGCGGGUCUCCCCUGCCAUCGAGCCGCCGUCCCCGAAGGUAUCGGCUUGCGGGUUCUGCGGGGCUUUCGGUAAGCAGUCGGAUCACGCUAGGAAGAAGGCAAAGCGCGGUAUCAAGCACAGAUCAAGGUAAUUUAAACGGAUAGGUCGGGCCGGCCGGACGGGGAAAGAACAUGGAAAAGGAGGGAUUUCUGAAUUGGGAGGAGGAGGAGGAGGAGGAGAGUUUCUCAUCUGUUACCUCUUCCCCUUGGCUCUGUCUAAGUGCAAAAGUUUCCAUUUUUAAGUCAGACUUCUUCCAUUUUUCAGAAUCUCAGGACUCAGAUUGAGAAGGGUAGGGAGUGGUUUUUGUUGGGUCUUCUUUUUUCCCCCUUUUUUUUUCCCUUAAUUUUUGAUGUUGUUUAUACUGUCUGCUUGGAUUAUGCUAGCAAAAUACCCAAAUCUUGUACAAAGUCUUCUACUUCAAUUUCCAAUCUUGAUUUUGCCCAUCUCAUCUCACUUCGUGGGGAAUCUUUGAUUCGGCACCUUUGAUGAAUUUUUGGUGAGUUGCAGUUGCAGUUGCA